Triticum dicoccoides is the source of this 1376-nucleotide messenger RNA. RefSeq lists its product as uncharacterized. The coding region runs from base 39 to 1169 and encodes 376 amino acids. The transcript is spliced from 5 exons. Lineage: Eukaryota; Viridiplantae; Streptophyta; Magnoliopsida; Poales; Poaceae. The record is from RefSeq and is a predicted model, not a curated record.
ACUUUCGUACAUCUGAUUUUUUUCUUCUUGCAGAUCUCAUGCAAGGUCCUAUGGAACCCCGGAUAAUUAAUGGAGUCGAAAUCGUUUUUGGCACUAGAAGUGAAUGUGAUGUCCCAAGCUGGGAGUGUCCUCAUUGCCAUCAGAAGAUGGAAACUAUAAGAUUCCUUGUGUUUGAUUUCCCACCAUUGUACUGUGUUGGCUGUAAAUCUAUGAACCCAAAUAACUUCAGUUUAAACCUUGCAACUGUCUUGAUGAAUGGAAUUUCGAUUGUGGGUGAAGUCAAAGAACAGAAAAUCAAAGUAGGCGAUCCUGGUGAAUGUGUGGCAUAUGCAGUAGCUCAACUGGCUGAGAUGAUGAACAGGAUAGUGAUUGCGUGCUCGGCCGAGGAACCUGUAUUAAGUGCGGCUAACACUUAUUGUGUUCCAGAACACUUCAUUAGUCGAUUUGCUAAAGAGUUCCCUGACAGAACUACUGGUGGCGGUGUCCACAAAAUUCUGCGCAUGCUUUCAAUGCUUUUGGCAGGAGUCCCAAUGGAAUCCAUGUCAACUAAAAGUGUGAGUCAUCACUUCACUGGUGGUGAAAUCCGGGCCAUUCACUGUGAUGAUUUCGAGGAAGUUUGUCGGCAAAUUGCUGAUGGCAAUGCUGUGCUUGCUACCUUCUAUGAUGGUGUUGGAUAUGCACAACUGCAGUAUUGUCAAUACUACACAGCUAUGCCUGCCUCUGUUGUGGCUCGACUUUUGGCUGAUGGGGAGCAUGUUUCUGCUCAUGUUGUUGUGCUAGUUGGAGUGAUAUCAGAACAGGGACAUAGGGCUUACUUUGCACUAGAUUCAGCAGGAACAGCCUUUUGCAGGCAGGUGGGAAGUACUGAAGGGUGGCGAUCUUUGUUCAACUGGAACAAAAAGAGUCAACUCGGAGGAUAUGGAAAAAUCACCGCCGAUAGUGCUUGGUACACUAAUUUCUUCAAGGUUUCUAGACAGAAUGAUCAUGGGCUGCCUCCUAAACUCUUUGUUGCUAAUCAUGACCCUGAUGAUUAUAUUGUGGAUAACAUGCCGACUGAUUUGAUCUUCGCUCCACAAGAAGAAAGGGAUGACAUGCUUGCUACACGUAACCAGCGGUAUGCCUUUCAUGGAAGGUACUUGAGGCGUCGUUUUCGUCAGUUAAGGUAUUGAGCAUGCGAAAGGAUCUUGUGUUGCUGGGACGCCCCUUGUUUUUUGUAAUGUUACUGAUUGCUGAACUACCAAGGGAGCAGUGCUAUUCCUGUUUGGGAUGUAGCUAAAUUGGGCCUCCUAUUUUUUUUGCUGCUACUUUGAUAUUAAGCUGUAAGUUGGUUAUUUGAUUGGAAGUAUUAGCUUGAUUCAUGCCAGAGUAGUUGAUUA